AUGGAAGAACAGCAAAGUGGUCGAAUCUGCUCGUAUUUCAGUGCUGCAAAGCCACUUCUUCCUCGAAAAAGAGGCCCUGACCUAAUCAAGAGUGUAGGUGAUUUUGAUGCCACGGCUAGGGUUUCCGUUGCCAAGAGAGUUUCUCUCGCAGAGGUGGCGUUUAACAGGUGCAAUGCAUUAGGGAAUGACCGUGGUCCUUCAUAUGAUGCUGCUCAUAGCAGUUUAAGUGCAGGGACAACGGCUGCUCCUGUAUUUAGUGCGGCGAAGGAGAAUUCGGGUCGAUCAUGUUUCGAAACUCCAAGGAAAGAACCUGAAGACACUAAACCUAAACCGCUGGAUUAUUUUUCAACCAUUGACCUUGUGGAUGAUGAUUUUGAUGACUCCAUUUUGGAACAAAUUGACAUUUUGUGUGAGCAGAAGUCUGCAGAGAAAGCAGCGGGGCAGGAGCUAGAUCAUUUUCUUGAGAGAGUUUCAAGUGAGAACAAUAUGGUUGGUGAUGUUAAUUUGAGUUAUGGAUCUAGCACUGUUUCUGAGGGUAUGGGAAGUUGUGGCCUGUUUGGCUCUGGGGUUGAUUUAGAUCAUAAAGAAGAAGAAAUGGAUACUACAAGGAAAAGUUUACAAAGUGGUGCCAUGCCUGAGGAGUAUUUAAAAUACUUGCAAUCCCUGAAUGACAGGCAAAGAGAAGCAGCUUGCACUGAUAUUUCAAUCCCUUUAAUGAUUGUAGCUGGUCCAGGAAGUGGGAAGACAUCCACAAUGGUUGGACGUGUUUUGAUGCUGCUUAAUGAGGGUAUUAGUCCAUCAAACAUUCUUGCAAUGACAUUUACAACAGCAGCAGCUUCUGAAAUGAGAGAACGUAUUGGAGCCAUAACUGGGAAGGCAACAUCUAAAGAACUUACAAUCAGUACUUUUCAUUCAUUUUCCCUGCAACUUUGCCGUUCACAUGGAGAAAAGUUAGGUCGUACACCUGAAUUCUUAAUAUAUGGACAGGGGCAACAGCGAAAUGCAAUUAUUGAGGCCGUCCGAUUAUUAGAAAAUGGAAAAAAUAGACAUAAAGAUGGUACACUGUUGAUUGGUGAAAUGUCCAAUAGUAUAACGACCCCUAAACUGUUCAAGGAUAAGGCGAAGAAAUGGCAAAAGUUUGUGACUCAGGCCAAAGCUUCAGGACAAACUUCUGCCGAGUAUCGUGAAAUGGGCAAUGAAAUAGGAGCUGAGAUUCUUGAAAAUUACAAUAACAUAUUAAAAUCUUGUAAUGCUCUGGAUUAUCAUGACUUGAUCAGCUGUUCUGUGAAGUUACUCACCGAUUUUCCUGAAGUUUUCAAAGAGUGUCAGGAUUCAUGGAAAGCUGUUGUUAUAGAUGAGUUCCAAGACACUAGUGCUAUGCAAUACAAGCUUUUAAAGAUUCUUGCAUCCCAUCAUAAAAUAACAAUUGUUGGUGACGACGAUCAGUCAAUUUUCAGUUUCAACGGAGCAGACAUUUAUGGAUUUAUUUCCUUUCGCAGUGAUUUUCCAAACUACAAAGAGAUUAGGCUUAACAAAAAUUAUCGGUCCACACGUUGCAUUGUUGAGGCUGCAUCUUCUCUUAUUCAAAAUAAUACCAAGCGAUGUCAGUUGAAGGAUGUUCUUACUGAUAACUCUUCUGGAUCCAAGAUAGUUAUAAAGGAGUGUCACAAUGAGGAUGCACAAUGUGCAUUUGUUGUUGACAAUAUCAUAGAAAUUUCAUCUAAUCAUUCAGCAACUGACUGUUGUUAUGGCAACAUUGCAAUUCUCUACCGUAGGCAGAUAUCGGGGAAAGCAUUCCAAAUGGCUUUCCGUGAAAGGAAAAUACCGUUUAACAUUCACGGUGUGGCUUUUUACAGGAAAAAGGUAGUCAGAACUAUCAUUGCCAUGCUUCGAACAGUGCUGCCUAGUUGUGAUGAUGGCUCAUAUAGUCGUGUCUUCAAGGCUUUACUGCCUUUUGAGAAAGAUAAAAAAAAGAGGGUAAUUGACCAUAUCAACAAAAUUUCAACUAUUAGAAAAUGUAGUUUCUUAUCAGCUGCCCGUGACAUCUUUAGUGCAAAGAUUUCUGGUAUCUUUCAAAGGAGUGAGCUUACCCAUGGAAGGAAGGUUUUAAUGACACUAGAGAUGAUUUCGAAACUUGUUCAGAGGGAAAAUUCAAUCUCAGCUAUCAUAACUUGUGUGGCAAACAUGAUACCUGAGAAAUACCUCCUUGAGAAACGGGCAACCAUUGAUGUUGAUGGAGGGACAUUGCUGAAUGAAGACUAUGACAUUAGAUCUGUUCGCCAAUACCUGUUAGAUGAUGUCUCUGAGUUUCUUUCCACUAAAUUCAAUGAGGUAAAAGGGGAAAGGGAAGUAUCAGAAGAUAACGGUUGCAUUUUUGUGCUAAAAGCUUUCAUUGAUUAUUUAUUUGAGCGUGAGAGGAAAAACUUUUGUGGUCGGAGGAAGGACAAUGAAAAUUCUGUGACAUUAACUACCAUUCAUCAGGCAAAAGGUUUAGAGUGGGAUGUUGUCUUCAUAGUUAAGGCAAAUGAAUCUGAGAUCCCUCUAUUACAUGAUUUCAAAGGUACUGUAAAGGACACUGGGGCCCUAGUUGAGGAAGAAAGACGUUUAUUAUAUGUUGCAAUGACUCGUGCUCGGCAGAAGCUUUUUAUUCUCUAUGUUAUGAUGGAUUCAAACUGGCAGAUGCUUCAACCUUCACGAUUUCUGAAAGAAAUUCCUCAUCAUCUUGUAGAGGUUCAGAUAAAGCAAGAAGCUGUUCAAAAGAAAACUGCCCAGUUUACCACCAAUCUGUUGAUAAAAGAGAAACAGUCUGAAGAUGAUGUGGUCCCUAUGCCUAAUGGCUUACUCAAUAACCAUUCUAGUGAGGCUUCCAAUGAGCUUGCAGAAUUUGCAGAGGCAAGCAAUGGCAGUAAUUUCUUGAGCAGAUUUAGUGUCGAGGAAAGAUCUGUUGUUUCUCAUUUAUUCCAUCAAUGGGCCAAAAAGAAAGCAUUUCAAGAUCCAAAGAGGUUGCUUGACAAGGUUGGUUUUGUAAUUGAUGAACGCCUUAGACAGAAGAAAAACAAAAACAAGGAUUUGUUGAAUACGCUGAAGUCUUGCUUAAGCUGUGACGAAGCAUUUCAGCAUGCUCAAUAUGUUUUGAGAUGGGAGCAGAUUCCUGCUGAUAAACGUGCUCAUCUUAUGAGGGAAAAACAGGAACAUUUCCUGAAACUAAGGAUGGAGAAUGCAAUGGGUUCGGCAACACCAACUGUCAAGCAGAUUUCUUAUUUGAAAAAACUGGGUUGCACCAUGAUCCCUACAUCCCGCCUCCAUGCGUCUCAUCUUAUUGAGCAGUACAAAUCAUUGUAAGAAUCAAGUGGUGGGGUCUUUCGUUUCUCCUAUUAAGCCAAUAUAUAUUGAACUUUUUCUGUUAGAGUAUAUGGAAGGCCAAGCUAGUUUGUAACCUAGAUGUAUAAAAUAUUUUCAAUUUAGUUUGCAAGGAAAUUUUGGUUGAGUAAAUAGAUA
Molecule: messenger RNA, 3498 nt
Organism: Gastrolobium bilobum
Lineage: Eukaryota; Viridiplantae; Streptophyta; Magnoliopsida; Fabales; Fabaceae
Product: ATP-dependent DNA helicase SRS2-like protein At4g25120
Exons: 29
Coding region: 1-3342 (1113 amino acids)
Biological process (GO): recombinational repair
Cellular component (GO): nucleus
Molecular function (GO): 3'-5' DNA helicase activity; DNA binding; ATP binding
Source: RefSeq, a predicted model, not a curated record